AUGAAGCCUGACUUAGCAAAAACAAUUGUUAAAUAUUGCAAGAAUUUGAAACAUUUGGAGCUACAUAAUCCUGGUUACUCAAUGAAUAAUACUGCUCUAAAAAAGUUGACAGAGUUGGAAAAUCUUGAAUGUUUAGUCCUUGGUGUAGCUGAGCUUCAUAAGGAAUCAAUAAUCGCAAUUUCAAACAAUUGCAAAAAACUUAAACGUUUAGAAAUUCCUGGUUGUGCUAUAGUACCAUCUAUUGAUGGUAACUUAUUUUCUUCUUCAUCUGUUCUUGAUGAGUUAUCAAAAUUACAAUGUCUUGAACAUCUAAACUUGUCUCAAGCAAAGAGUUUUAAAGACAGUACAAUUACUGCUAUCGCUAAUAAUUGUAAAAACCUAAAAACAUUAGAACUUCAAAAUUGCAGAGCUAUUACUAAAACAGCUCUCGUUGCUUUAACAAACCUGGAAAAUUUACAAAAACUAGACGUAAGGUUUCUUGAUAUAAUUACGAACAGUUUUAUUAUCAAAUUAAAAGGUUUAAAAGAAUUGCAUUGCGAUAAUUGCGAAAAACUUACUGAUGCUGGUGUUAUUCAAUUUAUAAAAAAUAAUCCAGACCUUGAAAAGAUUAGUAUCAGACAUAUAAAUAAUAUUACAAUUGACUUGGUUAUUGCAGCUAAUGAGGCAACUAAAAAUCGUACAAAUGGUAUCAUUUUACACUUAGAAACAUCUUAUAUGUUAAAAACAAAAGCUUUUAAGUCAAUAAUUGAAUCUCAAUGGUUGGUUGUUAAAUACCUAUAA
Molecule: messenger RNA, 780 nt
Organism: Aphidius gifuensis
Lineage: Eukaryota; Metazoa; Arthropoda; Insecta; Hymenoptera; Braconidae
Product: F-box/LRR-repeat protein 4-like
Exons: 1
Coding region: 1-780 (259 amino acids)
Biological process (GO): SCF-dependent proteasomal ubiquitin-dependent protein catabolic process
Cellular component (GO): SCF ubiquitin ligase complex
Source: RefSeq, a predicted model, not a curated record